AUGUCCCUCUCACCACAGUGGUCGCAACACUCCGUUGUGGUGCACUCAGAGGGGCAAGCAAUUGUGCAACAGUCACAGCCGCACUCUUUCACGCCGUCUUCCAUUGGACGCCCCAUUAUCGUCCGACAGAGGGAUCCACGCGUUUUCACAGCAACCCCAACAGCAUCGACGUCAUCCAUUGCGGCAGAGGGUGGGGGAAGCGUAUUCGCGCUCACUUCGCUGGUCCGCCCACAAGACAUUUCCGAGACGUUUUGGGUUCCUGACGCCACUCGGAAUGAGGUUGGUCUUCUGGAAGCGAUACAGAAACGAACCGCGGCCAACCGUACGUACGUUCUCGUGCACAGUCGGCCACUGGCCGAACUGCAGUGUAACUUUUCCACCUGCACGGGUGACAACAUUGACAUCUCGCAUGAUGUAUUCAGACUUUCCAAAGCGUCGGCGGCGCUUUUGCAGAUGGAACGCAACCUAUUUGACGGCGGUAGUGCGUAUUUGCACGGAGAUGCUCCCAAGGCCGGAACCGGUGCGGAUGCGGAUAGCUUCAAAAGUAAUGUUAGAAUGCCACGGGGACCAACAGGGUUCAAGGGUAACGUACCCUCCAAAACUUUCAAGGAGCAGUUGCGUAUGGGGUUAUGCUCCAUUAACGAGGAGGAGUAUUAUCUUGUGCGAUACCGGGACUAUAGCUUGUGGGCCGUUCAGCGGUACGCAGACAUAGCGAAAAAGGAUGGGUUCUGGGGGAAAAAAUACGUGGAGCAGUGUUUUGCAGUCCACGUGGGAAAAGAACCUGGGGAGUUAAUUCCCAUCACGGAGGCACAAUUUCUUUUUGGUGUGGAACUAUUGCAGCGUCAAAUUUUGGAGUACGUCGGUGUUUAUGAUAGUCUUGAUAUAAACUACUGUGCACUAAGUAGAGAUCAAUUUCGCUCGCUUGGAGUUAUUCUUGGUGAUGGAAUGCGGGCAGUUGAGGUUGAGGGCGAGGAAAUCCGCCGACGACGAGAGGAAGAGGAGGAGUCGAAAGAUAGUCGAGCAAAUGCACACUCUGACGCCUACGUUCCACCGAGCAUAUGGGACUGGAGACCAAGCGCUAUAAAGAAGCGCAUUAACCAUCAACUGCAGUUGCAGUACCAUGCAAUUGGUCGGUUAGUUGUUCGUGUUGUUAUGUUCGGAACCGCCACGUACAUCGUGUGUUCCUAUGCGCAGCGUUUCCUACCUCAAGCAGGUAGCGGUAACGGCGCCACAUCACAGCGACGUGGCAAAGGAUAUCGCGGACAAGGUGGAAACUAUGAUAGGAAUGACACCCCGUUUGUUUCACGUGGUUUCCUUCGUAGCGUCAUGCUUGGACCAAAAGAGGUGUUCGAUUACCUGUUGGCGCCGAGUGCCUGA
Trypanosoma brucei brucei TREU927 is the source of this 1377-nucleotide messenger RNA. RefSeq lists its product as hypothetical. The record is from RefSeq and is a predicted model, not a curated record. The transcript has a single exon. The coding region runs from base 1 to 1377 and encodes 458 amino acids. NCBI's taxonomy places the organism in Eukaryota, Euglenozoa, Kinetoplastea, Trypanosomatida, Trypanosomatidae.